Lycium ferocissimum is the source of this 1597-nucleotide messenger RNA. RefSeq names its product probable transcription factor KAN2. The transcript is spliced from 6 exons. Bases 19 to 933 code for a protein of 304 amino acids. Gene Ontology annotation, molecular function: DNA binding; DNA-binding transcription factor activity. Lineage: Eukaryota; Viridiplantae; Streptophyta; Magnoliopsida; Solanales; Solanaceae. The record is from RefSeq and is a predicted model, not a curated record.
AGCAGUCAUUGCAGUAACAUGCAAGACUCUUGUGCAUCAUUAGGAAAGUCCCCUCUCUUCGAUUUGAAUGAGGUUGCUACCAAUAUUACUAUUGAAGAACAUGAAGAUAAAGUAUCUACUACUUGUAGUGGUAGUUAUGAAAAUGAGUUGUCAAUGGAAAGAGGUAAAAUCGUCCCAGUGAACGAGCAAAAAACCAGGAGAUUUAGGCGAUAUGUUCGAUCAAAAGCUCCUCGGCUUCGCUGGACUCCUGAUCUCCAUCUUGCCUUCGUAAAUGCUGUGGAAACACUAGGAGGCCAAGAGAGAGCUACUCCUAAGCUGGUUCUUGAGCUGAUGAAUGUAAGAGGACUUCAAAUUACUCAUGUAAAGAGUCACUUGCAGAUGUAUAGGAAUAAGUUUCAAGACUCAGCUAGCGUUUUAUCUUCCUCAAGUGGAUGUAUAAAUAGGAAACCUCAUAUUAUGGAAAUGUACCGAAGGGUCAAAGGUUCCUGGUACUUGAGAAGGGAUCAUGGAAACCAUUUGCUGUCAUCUCUCCUUCAAGAACCACUAGAUCCAAGUUAUGCAAUGUUAAGGUCUACUGCUUCACAAGGGAAAAAUGAUACAGGAUUGGUACUAGCAGGAUAUAAGCAACUAAAGCGUAGUCGAUUUGUUGAAGACAAGAAGAGGUCUUCUCAUGAAACCUGCUGUGAACUAUUUCUUCAGCAAGGUUUUGUUACUUCAACAGCCAGUUCCGCAUACAAAUCUUUUGAACCAAACUAUGAACCCCUUGGGCUAAACCUUCAUGAAGCAUGUAAAUUACAAGAAACUCCAAAGCACGACGGAUUAUCAAAAUUACAGUUAAGCUUGAGCCAUGGUUGUGAUCAGACUGGUGUCAAACAGAGUAGUCUACAGAGCUCAAAAGAUGUUAAUACCAUACUUUCUCUUUCUUUCUCUUGAUAUAACUAAACAAACAGAAUACUAUGGCAAAUUCAGGAAAACACAAGACAAGUACUUGGGAUCUCACUAUGCAAUUCAAAUAUUGUGCAUUGGAAUGAGAUCUUGCAAGUACUAGACUUGUAGGCCUCAUACACAGAAGGAUAUUCAUGAUAUUAGAAAAGAUUUAUGUUCAUUAAUUCUAUGAGCAAAGAAGUAUAGCUGAAAGAGAAGUGGUUACCUUCCUUAAACAAUUCAUGUUAUUACUAGUGGUAGUAAUUUUCUUCCUUAUAAGAAGUUCCGCUACUCCGAAUCCCUAUAAAAAUGAGAGAUGGUGCAACAUCGAGUUUUAUUAGUGUAAAAAAUUAUUCAACUUGACUUUGUUGCUAUAUAGAACUGAUCUUACCUCAUUAAUGCUGUUCAAUUUCCUGUCACGAAUGUAAAAAAAUUGUGGCAGAGCAACUGCUUCAACUCUUUAAAACAGGGGGUCUUUCCUGCAACUAUAGUAAAAUUCAGGGGCUAAUUAAAAUUAAUCCAGGUUGCUGAACGCCUGAACCCUUUUUUGCACACAAUAUGCAAGUGAUAUUCUAUUUGUUUUUUAAUAUGUUUCCAGGUGAUUAAUAAGGGCGUAAACUUUUUGUACGUAGCGUGCCUUUCUUUUUUUGAACAUUUCUAGCGCUUUGAUAGA